AUGGCUCAAGCAUCAUCGUUCAAACCGUCUAUACACUAUCAAGUGUGUAAUUCAAAAGUUGACAAUGACAUUUCACGUCUUUCGUCAAUAAAACCAUCUCAACAAGAUUUUUCAUCAAUUGUUGAUGAUGAUUUAUGUGAAAUUACAAUUUCACCAUCAACAAAUAAAAAAUCAUCAUCACCAUUAUCUUCACCUAAUCAUCAUACAUCAUUAUUAAAAAAUCGUAUUCCUAUAUCAUCAUCUAUUGAAUCAACUACACGUUUUAAACCAAUAAAAUCUUCUUCAACUUCAUUUUCUCCUUUGACAAAAAAUCCACGUAGUAGUUCUGCAUCAAUUCAUUCUCUUUCAAAACGAACAAAUAUACAACAAUGUUCAUCAACAAAUUUUUCAAAUCCAUCAAAUAAUCGUCAAUCAUCAUCAAGACAAUCAAUAUUUGAUACACUUGCAACAACAUUAACAGCUGUACGAAAAAGUUCAACAACAGCAUUAGCUUUAGCACAACAACGAUUAUCAACUGAUAAUGGAAAUCUAUUUUCUGCUUAUCAAGGGAUUAAAGUUGAUGAAUAA
Molecule: messenger RNA, 567 nt
Organism: Rotaria sp. Silwood1
Lineage: Eukaryota; Metazoa; Rotifera; Eurotatoria; Philodinida; Philodinidae
Source: the annotation of a GenBank genome assembly